AUAAUCUAAGGGAAGAGAUUAAUAUCAUGUUCAAGUAAUCUGUGAUAUGUUUCACGUCGUCUUUGCUCACGUCUGCGAUGUAAACAAAAUUUAAAUUUAAAUUUAAAUUAUUAUAUUGCAAAUCAUUUUACGCUGUUGAUCAACUAUUAUUUGUUAUCAGUUCCAAUUUUUCAUACUAUUGUAACCGAAUUAUAUUGAAAGAAAAAUUACUGAUCAUGGACGUAGAUUUAUUAAGACCCGGUAUGAUACCGAUUGCACCAAAUACAAAACUUUGGUUUGAAUUUCUUAUUGAUCCAUCUCUUCUUGAAGAACAUUUGAAUAAUCCUCAUGCAGAUCCUAGUGCCACGGAACUAUUAAUCAAAUUUCUUUAUUCAUCUAUGGAAAGACCAAAAGAUAUGCCAGCAAUUGAUAUUGAUGACUUAAUGGAUAAUUCUAAAAUUGAUAAAAAAAUUGAAUAUCGCAAACGUAAAAAAUAUGAAUGUUUAAAAAUAUUGGCUAUGAAAAUUGUUAGUUUUUGGGAAUGGGACCUAAACCUUUUACAAACCAGGGUUCCAAUAAGUCUUCAGAUAAUAUUUGUUCAAGAUCUUUUAGAUUUAGUAUCCAAUGGUCUCAAUCUAAUUGAUUUUGAAUCUCACAGUACAAUUGAAGAUUUAUCACAACUCAAUGAUGAACAAUUAUUUGCCAUUACUCUAUUUCAUCGAUGGACAUUAACUGUAAUAAUCAGUUAUACAUUGUCUAAAAAAUCAACAUUUACUUUAGGCCCUGUACAAGAUGGAAAUGAAGAUGUUUUAAUGAAACUAGAGAUACAAAGCGAACUUAGUGAAAAAAUGUUAUUGCGCCUUAUCGAAUUAAAACAUUCAUCGUACACAAUUCCAACAAUGAAUAUAUUCAAUCCACCUAACGAGUUGCAGCCUUCAUCUUGCAAUUGGUUUAACGGUCUUACUGUAACAUCAGCUGAAUUCCUUUCUCAAAUUAUGUAUGACUAUGCAAAAUAUAAGUUUUUUAAAGAGCAAUAUAAAGAAGCUGGUAUUUACUUUAAUCGGUGCAAAGAAUUACAUAAAAACCUAACACCAAGUUCUUUUCAUAAAAUUAAAUUUGAAGAAUUAAAAGGAUUCUGUGCAGCAUGCUCAUCUGAACUUACAGAAGAUUCCAGUUUGUUAAUGCAGUUUUUAUAUUCCGCUCAAACAAACUAUAAUGGAAUUUUUAAAAUUUUGGAAACUGAUAAUCAAAUGAUGGAAAUUCCAAUGUUUUUAAGAGAUUCCUUAGAACUUGACUUAGCUUCAAUGUUAUCACUUGGAAAAUUUACUGCAUCAAGAGACAUGUUACUUCAUAUACACACUAUGAAUGCAAUUCGAAGAGCAUCAGUAACUUCUGAAGAAAUAGUUUUAUUACCUCCUGAAGAUUAUGUUACUAAAAUCAAAUUUAAUAUGAGAGGACCUGACAUAUUUAUAAAGGAUAUAAGACUUUGUACAUUAUUUAAAGACAAAAAAAUUAGAGAGAAUGUUAAAAUGUUUGUAUGUAAUGUUUUACUAAAAUGCCCUAAAAACUUAGCAAAAGACAUUUUAAAAGAUGGACAUAAAGAAAUACAAGACUUAUUUGGUGAUGAAGAUAUUCAGCAAUUACUUGCCUUACCAGAAGAUUUACCAAUAGUUAAUAUUAAUAUGUCUAAACGUUUAGCUCGAAUAAAAAUUACCCCAACAAGUAAUGUUAAAAAGCAACAAAUGUUAUUGAAAAAUAAAAUAAGAUAUGAGUAUGAGACUAAUAACUUAAGAAACUUGCUACAGCAAUUACAAAAACUGGACAAAGAACUUAUGCAAAGUAUUUUAGAUAUUGAUUAUAAUUGGAAUGUUCCAUUGCCUUUACUUAAUCUUUUAAUGAACAUACCAAAUGCAGUACUUAAAUAUUUGGUAACUAUAUUGGUAGCCAAAUCAAAUGAAGUAAUACUAUUAAAUUAUUUUGAAAAAGCAAAAUUACUAUUACGUGAAGCUGAAACAGAAAUAAAAAUUGGAAGUAAUAUUAUGUACACCAAAAUUAGACAAUUAAUUUUAUGGGAGGCAUUGUAUAUUGAAAUGCUUCAAUUUCAAUAUGAAUUUAAAAACUUUGUAAUUGGAGAUCUUGUGGAACGCUGUAAACAAUGCCUUGAAUAUGCACAAGGUGAUAAUUUAUUACCACGUCAAGAAAUAGCAGAACAAUGUGUUAUAACCCUAUUAAAUGUUGGAGAGUGGGAGUAUUUAACUAAAAGGCAUUUUAAUUGCUUUAAAUUACCAAUGGCUAUUGCUUAUACUUGUCUUGAUGUUAAUAAAUUUAAGGGCACUAAAAAAAGUGCUAAAGAAAUUUGGGAUUUAGUCUUACCUGUAUUUGAUUAUGGUUAUGCCACUGCUAAUAAAAGACCUUUAGAUGGAGAACCUCAAAAUGCUCAAAAUCGUAAUCAAAAUCAGAAUGACAUUAUGCAUGUAUUUAUGAGUUUAAGAGAUCAAAAUGCUAUUCAAAUAGCACUUUCACUAUUAGCAAAAAUUCAAAAUGUUCUCAGGGAUGAGUCUUCGAUGGAACUUAUAAUGCCUUUUCUCAAUAUUUGGCCUGCCAUUCCUAAUGGUAUGAGUAUUCCAUUAAGAAAUAUUACCGAAGUAUUAGGAAUCCUAUUAAACGAAGCACUUAAACACCAUCCAAAUCAUAUUAUUUUAUUGAAACUUAAUGGCGAUCUGCAAUAUGUUAUGGGGCAUUACAGUUCUGCAAUGAAAUGGUAUCUUGAAGCUAUUGUUAUUGUUAGUGACUAUUUUGCGCGACCUGUUUUAAAACCAAUGAUUGAAGAUUACGUUUAUAAAAGAAUGAUGAAGUGUUGCAUGCAAAUGCAAAAUUUCACCCAGGCAUCAAUAUUAUGUUUAUUUCAAGAUGAAGUAGACUAUGCAACUGCAUUCAAAUGUGCCUCCGAGACCAAUUCAUGUGAUGCUUUAGAUGAAUAUUAUGAUUAUAUAUGGGAUAUUAGUUUGUUGGAAUUUCUUUUAUAUUGGCAUACUAAAUUAAACCACCAGGAACAUAGACAAAAACUGUUAAAAACAAUUGGUGCCUUGGAGUUAAAUGCAAAUAAUAACGAAGAAAUUAAAAGAGAAGCAGCCAAUAUAAGGAAAUUAAAAUUUUUAAGAGCACUGUCACAGCAAUAUGUACAUCCAUAA
This is a messenger RNA of Sipha flava (yellow sugarcane aphid), 3170 nucleotides long. It is a transcript of the gene IntS8, whose product is annotated as integrator complex subunit 8. Bases 216 to 3170 code for a protein of 984 amino acids. Gene Ontology annotation, cellular component: integrator complex. Gene Ontology annotation, biological process: snRNA 3'-end processing. The transcript has 17 exons. Lineage: Eukaryota; Metazoa; Arthropoda; Insecta; Hemiptera; Aphididae. Gene Ontology annotation, molecular function: protein binding. The record is from RefSeq and is a predicted model, not a curated record.